Molecule: messenger RNA, 1354 nt
Organism: Phyllotreta striolata
Lineage: Eukaryota; Metazoa; Arthropoda; Insecta; Coleoptera; Chrysomelidae
Source: the annotation of a GenBank genome assembly
CGUUAGAAAAUCUAAUUGUUUAUAAUAAUGAAACUUACCUUCAAAUUUUCCGUUGAAGACCUAAUCAAAGACGGCCGGACCACGGAAGUGCAUUUACAGCAGAUAAUAAGCUGGUUAUCUACAUUAAAAGAUUCACGCGUUCCUGGCGAGUUGCAAGGGGAACUGCUGGCGUUGUUCCUGUUAUCCUGUGAUAAUGACAUAGAAUUGACGAAAAAGACCAUAAUCUCGCACUACCACAUAAAGAACAGCGCCCCGCAGUUGUUCGACCAGAGGAACUUGGACAGGAAAGACCUCAAACAGGCUUUUCAAACUUUCAAAUUAAUCUACCUGCCAGAGAGGAUAGAGGGUAACAAUGCAGUGAUUUAUAUUAAAUUACGGGACACUAAUUACAGGAAUAUGGAGGUGAUACCGACCAUGAAAGCCGCCCUUAUGCUGCUGGAUAUAGAGCGAGAGGAUUUACCUCCCAGCGGUAUCGUUUAUUUGAUUGACAUGCAAGGAGUCGGAAUAAUGCACAUAUUGAAGAUACGAAUAGAUUCAUUGAUGACAUAUUUUAAAUAUUUAGCUGAUGGGAUGCCUGCCAAAUUCGUAGGAAUCCAUUUUCUAAACGGGGGCUUCGUAACGGAUAAAUUAAUAGGGAUGAUUAAAAGGUUUCUGCUGCCGCACAUAAUGAACAGGUUGCAUUGCCAUCGGCCGGAUUAUCCACGAGACGAACUGUUCAAGAUAAUCCCGAAGAGGAACCUUCCCGAAGAAUUGGACGGCGACUUGGGGCCCGAAGAGGAAUUGUGCAAGGAAACCAUGGCAUUGCUCGAUGAAAGGAAGCAGUAUUUUGAGGACGAGGAAAGGAUGAGGAAAAAUGUCGCGUUACUAUAGUUGAAUGAAUUUCCAAAUUCGAAGUCAUGUAAAGAAAUGUCUUGGUCGCGAUUGAGUUAUAGGCACUCUCAAGCUCUGGAAACUUAUGCUCUUUGGACUGGCGUAUGGUGCCCUCGGGCAAAGGCAUAUCUCUAGCAAGUAUCGAAUAUUCCACAUCCAUGUGCUUAAUAAAAGGACUGUUCAACGCCCUCUUGGCAUUUUCCGGAUCUUCUUCAUCGUACGCUUGCAACAGCGUUUCCAAUGUUUGUAAUUCUGGGGCUUCGCAAUAAUUACCUGUUGCAAAAUAUAUUAUUAAAGUAGGAGUAAAAAAAGCUAGAAUUAAUGUUUACCCCAUUCUUUAAAAGCCUUCUCUGCAGCGACCACAUCUCCUCUUGCUAAUUGAACUAGUACCAGAGCUACUGUUAAACGACCGGUCGCUUGAUAUGAUUCGUUUUGCUGAUGAAGUCCCAGUUCUCGCCUUAUCGUAUCUGCAGCUAGAUCGUAC